Molecule: messenger RNA, 1593 nt
Organism: Linum tenue
Lineage: Eukaryota; Viridiplantae; Streptophyta; Magnoliopsida; Malpighiales; Linaceae
Source: the annotation of a GenBank genome assembly
AUGCAUGCCGCCGGCAACAGGCCUCACGCCGCUCUUCUGGCGAGCCCCGGGAUGGGCCACCUCAUCCCGGUCCUGGAGCUCGGGAAACGCCUCGUCACCCACCACGACAUCCACGUCACCAUCUUCGUCGUCGCCACCGACGCCGCCACCACCGACUCCCUCCUCAAAUCCUGCCCCGCAACCAUCACCAACCUCUCCAUCGUCCCCCUCCCGGCCGUCGACGUCUCCGGCCACGUCGAGCCCUCCGACCACAUCGUCACCAAGCUCCUCGCCAUGAUGCGCCACUCCAUCCCCAACCUCCGCUCCGCAAUCUCCGCCAUGCCCACCCCGCCCACCGCCCUCGUCGUUGACAUCUUCGGCACGGGCGUCUUCCCCCUCGCCGACGAGCUCGGCAUGCUCAAGUACGCAUUCGACACCACCACCGCCUGGUUCCUCGCCACCGCCGUCUACGGCUCCUCCGCCGAGGACGCGGUGGCGCGCCACAUCGGCUCGAAAACCCCGCUCGAGGUCCCCGGGUGCAGACCGGUCCGGUUCGACGACACGCUCGACUCGUACCACGCGAUCGGGGACCGUGUCUACCGCGACUUCCAGCGCGUCGGGGCCGAGUUCACGACGGCUGACGGCAUCCUGGUGAACACGUGGGAAGAGAUGGAGGGGAAGACCCUCGACGCGCUCCGGGACCGGAAGGCCAUGAAAGACCUGGUCAGGGCCCCGGUCUACCCGGUCGGACCGCUGGUCCGACCGUCGCCUCCGCUCGAGACCACCGAGCCAAACGACGCCGUGCUGUGGCUCGACCAGCAGCCCGACCGGUCCGUCAUCUACGUGUCGUUCGGGAGCGGCGGGACCCUCCCGCUUGCCCAGCUAGUCGAGCUGGCGUGGGGGCUUGAGCUCAGCGGGCAGCGAUUCGUGUGGGUGGUCCGCCCUCCUCCAGUUGAGGACGACGACGUUUCCGCCACUUUCUUCUCCCUGGGAAACGGAUCCCAGGGAGGGCCCCACCACGGGUAUCUCCCAGAGGGGUUCCUGUCCCGUACGCGGGACAGGGGACUCGUGGUACCCAUGUGGGCACCACAGGCGGAGAUCCUGGCUCAUCCCGCGGUGAGCGGGUUCUUGUCGCACUGCGGGUGGAACUCGACGCUGGAGAGCAUCACGAACGGGGUGCCGAUGGUGGCGUGGCCGCUCUACGCCGAGCAGAAGCUGAACGCCGCCCUGCUGACGGAUGAGCUCCAGGUGGCGGUGCGGCCGGAGAGCGACAGCGCCGGCAGCAUGGUGAGGAGGGAGGAGAUCGAGAAGUUGGUGAGGAGGGUGAUGGUGGCGGAGGAGGAAGAAGAAAGGGUGGCGGGGUUGAAGGAGAGCGGCGAGAGGGCGUUGAGCCGGAAGUUGAAGGGCUCGUCGUACAGCGCGCUGGCGCAGGUGGCUAGGGAACUCGAGUUGAACCACCAGCGGGUCGUCGCUAAAGCUCAAGGCGGCGGAAGGUGGGGCCCAGAGAAUCUGCGCGACACGUACCGACGUGCAAGAAUGUGGGAGUGCUUGCCUUUAUCUUUUUUCUGGUCGAACCUUGUCUUUUCCCUAAGAGGGAGAGAAAAGAAUAUAUGA